Leptonychotes weddellii (Weddell seal) is the source of this 252-nucleotide messenger RNA. The record is from RefSeq and is a predicted model, not a curated record. NCBI's taxonomy places the organism in Eukaryota, Metazoa, Chordata, Mammalia, Carnivora, Phocidae.
AUGGUGAAGUGUGUGAAGAGUAUGUGAAUGGAUGUAAACUCCCUUUGCAUUUCUGGCUCCAGGAGGCUUUAUGCUCUUAUGCUAUCCUACACUCAUAUUUCAGGAAAUUGUUACAAAUUUGGGGAGAUGAUGUUCCUCUCUCUUCCUAUCUUCUCUUUAGGGCUUACCCUUCAGGAAGCAAAAGGAAGCACUGAUCCUGAUUGUUCCCUAAAAGCUAAGAACUGUCCACACUCCUCAAGUGUAGAUUUGUAG